Molecule: messenger RNA, 5836 nt
Organism: Branchiostoma floridae (Florida lancelet)
Lineage: Eukaryota; Metazoa; Chordata; Leptocardii; Amphioxiformes; Branchiostomatidae
Exons: 2
Coding region: 76-4938 (1620 amino acids)
Source: RefSeq, a predicted model, not a curated record
CCUCUGACUGGGAGGCGACGUUGCCACUAGCACUGGCCAGUCCUGUUUCAACUUCAUACGCAUCUCAACAGCUCCAUGGAUGCUAAGAAUCGUACUAAAGAUUGUGACCGCCACCCCACCCCAACCUCCAGCCUAGGCCGACCAUACCUGGAGUCCUCAGAGAUUCGUACAGCCAUAAGGUACUCAGUCUUCCUCCUUUUCUCUGUGUCUAUCUCCUCACUUUUCAACAUGGCAAGUGCAAAAGACUCGUGUGUUGCAGCGAAACGUCCUCGUUUAGACUGUGUGAUACACUGUUCGCCAAACGAUGAGACUGAAUCUAAGUUGAUAAGUCCCCAGAGUAUUGACUCAUGGAAAACACUACUAAGAGCAGCUGAGAUCAGAAACUACACUCCCAUCAUAGAGCUUGCUAAAAGCUUGUCAGAAGGCGAAAUCCCAGAUAUCAAGUACCACAGAACAUGUCGUAGUAUAUUUACCAUGAAGAAAGAUCUGGACAGAUUGGCGAAACAGAAUGCAGAUGAGAAAUCUGACAAAGACAAUUUUGAAAAGAGUUGUACCGGUAAGAGAAAGCAAUGUUCAACAUCAAGGGUUUACGAGAAUGAAUGCAUGUUCUGCCAGAAAACUAAAUAUCUGCCAGGAAAAAGGACCAGAGAGCCUUUGGUACAAUGCAGUGAGUUCAGGGCUGAUGAGAAGAUACGACAGGCUGCAGAAGCCAAAAUGGAUUUUAGAAUGAUAAGUCUGGCUUCUAGGGACCUUAUAGCAGCAGAAGGUCAAUACCACAGAUCAUGCUACAGAGAAUACACUAGGAGUACCGCAUGUGUAGCAGGCAACGAUGACAACAAUGAAGGGAGUAUGAGGCAAGAUCCAUAUGAGUCUGCUCUGGAUACUGCGUAUCAAGAGCUGUUCCAAUUCAUACGGAAUGAUCUGUUCAGCAACCCUAGGGUACUACGAAUGACAGACCUCUCCUCAAGAUUAGUGGAGUCUAUGAAGUCUCUUGGUAUAGAGCAGAUCAAAGACUCCACCAAGAAACACAUGCGGCGGACUUUAGAGAGCGAGUUUUCUAGUACCCUACACUUCUUUUCUGAUGACAACCUCAGACUGCUUGUCUAUCCUGACAAUCUAUCUAGAUGUGACCUUGUCAAAGCGAAUCAGGCCUUACAAAAGGAGCUCAACACUCUUAAAUCACUCCUUAACAAAGAUGUUGUUGCCAAGGCAGCCCUGUUGCUUAGAGACGACAUAAGAAAGCAGGAUGUUCCUCAAGCCUGGCCACCGGUGAUCACAGAGGAGGACGAAAGUAGAGACAUCAUCCCUCCGUCAGUCGUCAAAUUCUUUUGCUACUUGCUGACAGGUGGUUUCAACAAUGCCGAUGCAUCACAGAGGGUGGAACGACUUGUGACCUCAUUCGGAUAUGACACUGUGUAUGCUGUAAGCCAGGGAAAGGUGAAAACACCCAAACACAUCACGUUGGCUUUUUCCAUCAAGUCACUGACAGGAAACGUGGAGCUUGUGCAACUGCUGAACCGACUUGGUCACAGUGUUUCUUACAGUACUAUGGAGGAAAUCAGUACGGCCCUUUGCCUUCAGAAGCUGUCAAGUGGUGAUGGUGACAUAACCCUUCCAAGUAACUUGCAUAAUCAAGUUUUCACAACACUUGCCUGGGACAACAUCGACCGGCUGGAAGAGACCAUAAGUGGUGGUGGGACAUCUCAUCGUGUGAAUGGCAUUGCUGUCCAACCCAGGGUUACAGAGUCCACUGAAGUAGAAGCCCUCCCUCCAGUGACUAAAACAAAAAGAAGAAGCAUUGAUGCGCAGCAGCCAGUAUUGCCAACCUACAAUGUUGGCCAAAGAGAGGGUCCUGAACCAUGCCAAUCUGUUGACCUCGAGGAGGAAGAUAUCACUCACACUGCACGGCUGAAGAAUAUAAUAUGGAUGAUAGCUCGUAUACUUAAACAAAAAGAGCAAAGUAUCAGCAGCUGGACAGGCUUCAACAUCAAAUCACGCAGUGAUGUCCCAGUAAUUCCUGACAACGUUUGCUACCUUCCCACCAUCAAUGCCCCUGCAACACAGAUGUCCACCGUGUAUGAGAUUCUCAGGCAGUCUUUAGUCAUUAAGGAUCAGCUCCAGUUAAAGAAGAUCGUCUGUGUCUUUGAUCAGGCUAUCUAUGCGAAGGCGACAGAGGUCAUGUGGAAGCACAAAGAUAUUUUCAAACCAAUAGUCAUCAGAAUGGGAUCUUUCCAUACAUCCUGUACACUUCUGGCAAUUAUCGGAAAACGCUUCCAGGAUGCAGGUCUGAGGGACCUUGCCAUUGAAUCUGGGGUAGUAGCAGAGGGUUCGGUGUCUGGAGUGAUGGACGGACGCAAGUACAACAGAGCAGUCAGGUUCCACAAGCUAGUGUACGAGGCCUUACUCAGGCUUGUGUGGUCAGGGUUUCUGUCCUGGAUGCGUCAGAACCACAAUGAGGAUCUCACUGACCUGGAAGAAGCAACGGAAACCAUCGACACCCACACCAAUGAUAUAUCACAACAAGCUUUACUAGGCAUCCUACAGUCAGCAACAAAUAACAGAAUCAUGUGCAUGUUUGACAACUAUGUCACCACCCUCCGAAGUGAGAGCAGCCGCCUCACACAGUAUUGGAUGUCCUACAUUGACCUCGUAGAGAUUUUGCUGGGGCUCCUUCGAGCAACGAGGGAGGGUGAUUGGUUGCUACAUCAAGUGUCCAUCCGACAGCUCAUCCCAUGGUGCUUUGCUUAUGACAGGGUAAACUAUGCAAGGUACCUGUCAUACUACUAUGCACAGAUGUCACAAUUGCAAUCCCAACAUCCAGACGUGUAUGCAGAGUUUAUGAGAGGACGCUUUUCUGUUCAGAUUGGCCAUACGAACCCGUUUGGACGUAUUCCGGUUGACCAGACUAUCGAGGAGACGGUGAACAAAGACACACAAACCGCCGGGGGGACAAAGGGGUUCAGCCUUAACCACUCAGCCAUAUCAAAGUACUACCUCACAGCAGAACACAGGAGUUUCUUCUUGAAACAACUAAGGGACAUGACUAGUGGUGCCAAGAGUAGUAAGUUUUCUCAUAAAGAUCUACAAACUACACGCAUUAGAAGGGAUGAAGCCGAUGUCAGCUCAUUGGUCGAUUUAAUGGAGAACAACUGGAUCAACCCAAUGUCCUCAGAAGAGCCCGACCUUGUCAGCUUGUCCACGGGCAGUGUGGCACCUCCCGACAUAGUGAAGGAUAUUUCCGACGCCCAUCAAAUGGGAGAGGACGCCUAUCUCUCCUUCCGAAGGAAUCGACUGGAGCAAGACCCACCAGAAGUAAAGUUCCAUGACAAGCUGACAAAACUAAAACUGAAGACAUUCUCCAAUAUUGGCACUAAGAAGACCAGUGUAAAGGGCAAAACCAAAGAAGUUGUCCUGCAGGCGGACAGGAACCUGUUCAGGCACAUCAUCCUCAUUGCAGAAAGCAGGCAGCUCCGCAUUAAAGAUGUCCUGACACAUCCUCUCGGUCCCCUUCCAUGGUCUCUUGCAAAUGCUGAUGGUACUUUACGUAAGACCAACAAAGCUGCCCUUGCAAGAGAGCUGGAGAGUCGUGUUUCUCCAGCAGAAGAUAUCCCAACUCCAUCCACCUGUCUGAUCGAUGGUAUGGCCAUUCUGCAAAAGAUCAACGGCAACAACAUGACGUUUUCUGGGCUAGCAAACACCACAAUAUCCAUAGUUUUAAAGGAAGGUGUGAACAGUCACAGAAUCGAUGUUAUAUUUGACGUGUACAGGGACCAGUCCAUCAAAGAUGCUGAGAGGUUCAAGCGUGGGUCAAGCACAGCAAUACAGUACAAAACCAUAACUGGCGGAUAUCAGGUCAAACAAUGGAGAAAGUUUCUGUCCAGCUCCAACAACAAAUCGUCCCUGAUCAAGUUUCUGGUUGACGAAUGGAAGCAGCCAAGCUACCGAGAGAAGCUUAGGAACAAGACGCUGUAUGCUACCUGCGAGGAUGCCUGCUACAGGUUCACUAAAGAUGAAUGGGUGGAAAUUGCGGAGCUACAAUGCUCACAAGAAGAAGCUGACACGCGCCUCCUACUCCAUGCACUCCACGCUGCUGAGUCUGGUUCUGAAGCAGUUGUCAUCACAGCAGAAGACACAGACGUCAUGAUCAUCAGCCUCGCCUUCGCUAAACGUAUCCCAUGCAAGGUGUACCAGAAGUGUGGCACAAAGAACAGAACACGCUUCAUUGACAUUGACAAGUUGGCAGAUGCAUUGGGAGAAGAGGUCUGUAAAGCAUUGGUUGGACUACAUGCAUUCACAGGAUGCGAUACUGUUAGCGCAUUUUCUGGCCGUGGAAAGUUGGGCGCUUUCAAGCUGAUGUUGAAGAAUGAAGAGUACCAGAAUGCAUUUCAGAAACUAGGAGAAAGCUGGACGGUGUCUCCUGAUGACACCCUGUUCAAGAGGAUUGAGCGCUUCACCUGUCAGAUGUACGUGUCGUCUACCCCUGUAGCUGACGUAAACGAGAUGCGGCACCACUUGUUCAUUGCCAAAAAGGGAAAUGUGGAAUCAAGUGCACUACCACCGUGCCGAGACUGCCUUCAUCUGCAUGUUCAACGAGCAAACUACCAAGCCGGUAUAUGGAGGGGGUGCCUCCAGAACGACCCUCAGGUACCAAGCCCAGUAGAUGCAGGAUGGAAGUUAGAUGAAGAUGGUAAUCUUUCCAUCACAUGGCUACAGUCACCUCCCGCGCCAGCUGCUGUACUGGAGCUGCUGACAUGUAGCUGCUCGCGGUCGUGUACUCUGCCCUCCUGCACCUGUCUUGCAAAUGGUUUGAACUGCACAGAUAUGUGUAAAUUGAAAGACUGUUGUAACAGGAAAGAGGAAGAAACUGAAGAGGAUCUGGACAUUGAACUCUCCUCUAGUGAUGUUGAUGACACAUCUAGUGACACUGAUGAUGAAUAGAUAACAAUCAAAUGUAAAGUUGACAUGAUAAUGAUAAUUGUGCUUGUACAUGCCAUAUUGUGUAAAUACUCAGGGCAUAUAGGUUGUUCAUCUAUAGACAAAUUUGUUGCUUUGCAUUAUGUACAUACAGCUUACAGCUAUGGUUUAUGAUAUGGCAUUGUCAUAUGUUAUCAAGUAGAUAAAAUUAUUUAUUAACUUUUUAUUAGAUAAACAUAAUACUCAUUAACUCAACAUCUUAUUGGUCAGCUUAUUCUAAACCUGAUUACUCUCCCAAAACAAAAGUUUCUCGACAAAAACUGGAUUUUGUGCUGCAUUUAGCUUGGAAUUGCAGCCCAGCAUCUCCAUAGCAACGGCCCUAGCAACGGUUUCCCCAACACAAGGCCUGUAGGUGUGUACUUAAUUAGGUACUCAUAUCUCUAGAUAGAAAUGGUGGAUUUUCAUGAUUUAAACUUUGGAAUGCAGGGAAUGAUACAACAAAGCAGAUUAAAACACAAAACAAGGUCAAAUGUGUGUUCGGAAUAAAUGUCAGCCUUUGAAAAGUAGAAAUUAACAUUUUUCAUCCAAAAUUUGCCCAAAAAUUAUAAUUCAAAGACUCAUAACUCUUCAUAGGAUCAACAUAUUGAAGUGAUAUUAAGUUUUCUGUAAUCCUUGAUUCAUUCUGUAUCAGCCUAACAAGUUUCAUUUGAAAAUAUUAUUGUUUGAUUGAUUUACAUACCCAUUUGUAUAAUUAUAUCAAAGGGCGUGGUCCAGAUCGGGGUCAAAAGGUCAAGGGCAGAUAGCCGGGUCAAAGCUACCACUUUGCGAUGGCUAUCAUAUCAAAAUAUAUCCCUCAGAUACCCUACUACUUAAAAAUCAUAAGGAAAAUUUGCCCCCUCAGGUGGUACCAAUAUCUCCUCUG